AUGAAGUUUCUCAGUCUUCUCGCAAUCACCACUGCUAUUGGUGCGGCCAGUGCGGCCAGUGUUCCCCUGAGCGACCGCCAAGUUCCCGCUGGAGCAUUAUUAGGUCUUGCUUCCCAAGGCGAUGACUGCACCGACCACACUGGCGAAUACUGUUGCACAUGGGAGGGUUGUCGAUCAUGCUGCCCUUGGGAGAAAUGUGAUCUGAGCAUCGACGCUGCCCAGGGCAAAUGCGUGCCUAAUUGGUGA
Messenger RNA from Aspergillus niger, 246 nucleotides. RefSeq lists its product as hypothetical. Bases 1 to 246 code for a protein of 81 amino acids. Lineage: Eukaryota; Fungi; Ascomycota; Eurotiomycetes; Eurotiales; Aspergillaceae. The record is from RefSeq and is a predicted model, not a curated record. The transcript has 2 exons.